Molecule: messenger RNA, 1846 nt
Organism: Medicago truncatula (barrel medic)
Lineage: Eukaryota; Viridiplantae; Streptophyta; Magnoliopsida; Fabales; Fabaceae
Product: chitinase domain-containing protein 1
Exons: 8
Coding region: 160-1467 (435 amino acids)
Biological process (GO): carbohydrate metabolic process
Cellular component (GO): endomembrane system
Molecular function (GO): chitin binding; oligosaccharide binding
Source: RefSeq, a predicted model, not a curated record
UUUACAAGACAAAAAAUUAAUUUGAUUAUGAAAUUCAUAAUUCGUCACCUUUUUUCUUUCUCUGAAAAAAUCAUUCGAAUCUACGUAUUUUUAAUUACCCGGUGACUGAUUUAACCUGAGGAAGAGGAAGCCACUACACCGUGUUUCAGCCACCGGAAAAUGGCGAAGAAUCGAGAUCAACACCGGUCAUCCCAGAGUUCCGGUCACCGGAAAAGCCAAAUCAACUCAUCCUCACAACAAGACCAGCUCACUCACUCAGCAUCACCUUCCGGUGCCAUCAAAAUCGUUGCCUUCUUCAUCAUAUCAUCGGUCAUCGCCGUCGUCGCCGCUUACCGGUUAAGACAAUCUUCUCCUUCGAAAAGCAACGAAUUUAAUGUGUAUCAACGUGGUCUUGUUACAACUGACACCAAUUACCAAGACAUUCUCACUGAGAAUGUGAAAGUAUCGGAAAAUGCAUUUACACGGCGUUAUGAUUAUCCCGUGCUUGGAUACGUUACUCCCUGGAAUUCUCAUGGUUAUGAAAUGGCGAAAAGGUUCAACUCUAAGUUUACACAUUUGUCACCUGUCUGGUAUGAUUUAAAGAGCCAACAGACUGACUUAGUUCUGGAGGGGAGACAUAAUGCUGACAGAGGAUGGAUCUCGGAGCUUAAAAAGACGGGAGAAGCUUUGAUCUUGCCUAGAGUUGUUCUGGAAGCAUCACCAGAAGAACUGUUGAGAAAGAAGAAACAUAGGAACAAAGCCAUUGACCUUAUAGUGACAGAGUGCAAGGAAAUGGGGUAUGAUGGUGUUGUCCUGGAAUCUUGGUCAAGGUGGGCAGCUUAUGGUAUCUUGCGUGAUCCAAGCAUGCGGAAUUUGGCUUUGCAGUUUGUAAAACAGCUUGGAGAUGCACUGCAUUCUGUAAGCUCAGAAAAUACUAGUGGACAGAAGUUGCAGUUGGUCUAUGUUAUAGGUCCACCAUCUUCUGAGAAACUGCAAGCACAUGACUUUGGUCCAAAAGAUCUUGAGACUUUAAGUGAAGCUGUCGAUGGAUUCUCGUUAAUGACAUAUGACUUUUCUAAUCCUCACAACCCUGGUCCGAAUGCACCUUUGAAAUGGAUUCAAAUUAUUCUGCAGAUUCUUCUUGGUGGUGCCUCUGCCAAUAGUGCCCAAAACAUUGCCCCCAAGAUAUUUCUUGGCAUCAACUUCUAUGGAAAUGAUUUCUCCCUUUCAAAGGAUUCAGGUGGUGGAGCUAUUAUUGGGAGAGAUUACCUGGCACUUUUGGAGAAGCACAGACCUGUUCUGCAGUGGGAUAAGAACAGUGGGGAGCAUGUUUUCUUUUACACUGAUGACAAGAAUAUCAAGCAUGCGGUAUUCUAUCCAUCUUUAAAGUCAAUUUCCUUGCGAUUAGAAGAAGCCCGUACAUGGGGAUGUGGCAUCUCGAUAUGGGAAAUUGGUCAAGGUUUGGAUUAUUUUUUUUACCUUCUGUAGAAGCCUGUAUGUGUACUAUUUAUGUCCCGUGUUAAUGUUUAUUCAUACAUGUACUCAUUCUGUAUUGAGUACAAUUGAAAUUGACGUUUGUCAUAAUGGAAAUUUAUUUUAGGCUUAAAUAUAUUUGAAGUCCCUGCAAACAUGUCACUCUGUGCUUUUAGUAGUCCCUGCAAAGUCUGAACUGUCUGAAAUUAAUCUCCCCUGUUAACUGGGACUGAGCUUGCAAUGAUGUGGCAGAUGGAGUGCCACUUCAUCAAGGCCACAUAGGAUAAGUCAGCCCACGUGUCAUGGGCGGCUGUCAUCUAGGUGCCACGUCAGUUUUAUGAUAUAUCUGGACUGGUUUUUGUGGUUUUAUUGUGCUCCUGGUUUUUCAUUUUGA